Molecule: messenger RNA, 1038 nt
Organism: Anneissia japonica
Lineage: Eukaryota; Metazoa; Echinodermata; Crinoidea; Comatulida; Comatulidae
Product: nibrin-like
Biological process (GO): mitotic G2 DNA damage checkpoint signaling; double-strand break repair via homologous recombination
Cellular component (GO): Mre11 complex
Molecular function (GO): protein binding; damaged DNA binding
Source: RefSeq, a predicted model, not a curated record
GAAUGCACACACCUUGUAAUGGCUGCAAUCAAUGUCACAGUAAAAGUUAUCUGUGCACUAGUCUCCUGCUGUCCAAUUGUUACUAUGGAGUAUGUCAACAAAUUGAAUGAAGCAGCAGAAAGUCACACUAACUUACCAGACAGCAGCAAUUUCAUGCCAGGUGUUGUUGAAGUCGCCAUCAGGAAAGAUGAAGUAUCAUUUCAACCAAAUGAGCUUAGAAAAACAGUGUUCAGAGACAAAACAUUUGUCUUCUUAACUGAAAAGAAGUACAAGUCAUUGAGCACUGCUUUGACAUUUGGUGGUGGCAAUUGCAUACUGAUGCCUGAGCAUUCAAAGGAUGUUGAGUUGUUGACACGGCCUGGGACAUGUGUAGUGCACUCUAGCCCAGAUGAAGACAGUCAGGCAGGAGUUCCUUUGAACCAGCAGUGGGCCAGUAAAGUUAACACAAUUCUGAAAGGGUGUGGAUUGCGUCCUAUUCAAGAUUCUGAGAUUGGUUUAGCUGUCCUCUAUUGUUCAACUCAACUGCAUUGCAAUCCUACAGUUUCCCAAAGCGGACUUAAUCUUUUGCAAGCUCCAGUACCUCAGUCUCUUGACACACAUGACAUUCUAGCCCACGAGACUCAAACACAGCUGCAGGCUUGUAAGAGACUUCCAAGAACAAAGGGGUUAGGAGAGAGAAGCAUCAUUGAUGAAACAAGACUUGAAAAAACAGAAAAUAAAAAGAGAAUUCGUGAGAAUGACGAGAACUACCAAUCAACAAGUAAAAUGCCAAAAUUUGAUUCCAAGGUACAUGGAAGCAAUGGAUCACAAGGCAACCUGUCUCUUAUACACAUCUUUUGGAAGUACAAGUCAUUGAGCACUGCUUUGACAUUUGGUGGUGGCAAUUGCAUACUGAUGCCUGAGCAUUCAAAGGAUGUUGAGUUGUUGACACGGCCGGGGACAUGUGUAGUGCACUCUAGCCCAGAUGAAGACAGUCAGGCAGGAGUUCCUUUGAACCAGCAGUGGGCCAGUAAAGUUAACACAAUUCUGAAAGGGUGA